UGCCCUGCUUGUGAUCCAGUGGAACAUCCGUGCCUUCAUGGGGGUGAAGAACUGGCCUUGGAUGAAGCUGUUCUUCAAGAUCAAGCCCUUGCUGAAGAGUGCAGAGACGGAGAAGGAGAUGCAGACCAUGAAAGAGGAAUUUGGGAGGUUGAAAGAGGCUCUGGAGAAAUCGGAGACGCGGAGAAAGGAGCUGGAGGAAAAGAUGGUGUCUCUCUUGCAAGAGAAGAAUGACCUCCAGCUGCAAGUCCAGGCUGAGCAAGACAAUCUGAACGAUGCAGAAGAGCGCUGCGACCAGCUGAUCAAGAACAAAAUCCAGCUGGAGGCCAAGGUGAAAGAGCUGACCGAACGGAUGGAGGAUGAGGAGGAGAUGAACGCCGAGCUGACAGCCAAGAAGCGGAAGCUGGAGGACGAGUGUUCGGAGCUCAAGAAGGACAUUGACGACCUGGAGCUGACCCUAGCGAAGGUGGAGAAGGAGAAACACGCCACGGAGAACAAGGUGAAGAACCUCACGGAGGAAAUGGCCGGCCUGGACGAGAUCAUCGCCAAGCUUAGCAAAGAGAAGAAGUCCCUGCAAGAGGCCCACCAGCAGGCCCUGGACGACCUCCAGGUGGAGGAGGACAAAGUGAACACGCUCACCAAAGCCAAGCUUAAGCUGGAGCAGCAGGCCGACGACUUAGAAGGCUCUCUGGAACAGGAGAGGAAGAUCCGGAUGGAUCUGGAACGGGCCAAGAGGAAGCUGGAGGGAGACUUGAAGCUGACUCAGGAGAACAUCAUGGACCUGGAGAAUGACAAGCAGCAGCUGGAGGAGAAGCUGAAAAAGAAGGAGUUUGAUAUCAACCAGCAGAACAGCAAGAUUGAGGAUGAGCAGGCCCUCGCCGUGCAGCUGCAGAAGAAACUGAAGGAGCUUCAGGCACGGAUCGAAGAGCUGGAAGAAGAGCUGGAGGCCGAGCGCACGUCCCGGGCCAAGGUGGAGAAGCAGCGUGCCGAGCUCUCGCGGGAGCUGGAGGAAAUCAGCGAGCGCCUGGAGGAGGCCGGGGGCGCCACCUCGGUGCAGGUCGAGCUCAACAAGAAGCGGGAGGCCGAGUUCCAGAAGAUGCGGCGCGACCUGGAGGAGGCGACGCUCCACCACGAGGCCACAGCGGCCACGCUCCGCAAGAAGCACGCCGACUCCGCGGCGGAGCUGGGCGAGCAGAUCGACAACCUGCAGCGUGUGAAGCAGAAGCUGGAGAAGGAGAAGAGCGAGCUGAAGCUGGAGCUGGACGACGUGGCCUCCAACAUGGAGCAGCUGAUGAAGUCCAAGGUGAACCUGGAGAAAAUGUGCCGCACCAUAGAGGACCAGUCCGCCGAUUACCGGGCCAAGCUAGAGGAAACCCAGCGAAGCCUCAAUGACACCAACACUCAGAGGGCCAAGCUUCAGACGGAAAACGGAGAACUCGCCCGGCAGCUAGAAGAGAAGGAGGCGCUCAUCUCUCAGCUCACGCGGGGGAAGCAGUCCUACACGCAACAGAUGGACGACCUGAAGAGGCAGCUGGAAGAGGAGGCCAAGGCCAAGAACGCCUUGGCCCACGUGCUCCAGUCGGCCCGCCAUGACUGCGACCUCCUGCGGGAGCAGUACGAGGAGGAGACGGAGGCCAAGGCGGAGCUGCAGCGCCACCUCUCCAAGGCCAACUCCGAGGUGGCGCAGUGGAGGACCAAGUACGAGACCGACGCCAUCCAGAGGACGGAGGAGCUGGAGGAGGCCAAGAAGAAGCUGGCGCAGCGGCUGCAGGACGCCGAGGAGGCGGUGGAGGCCGUGAACGCCAAGUGCUCCUCGCUGGAGAAGACCAAGCACCGGCUGCAGAACGAGAUCGAAGACCUCAUGGUGGACGUGGAGCGCUCCAACGCGGCCGCCGCCGCCCUGGACAAGAAGCAGAGGAACUUCGACAAGAUCCUGUCGGAGUGGAAGCAGAAGUUCGAGGAGUCCCAGGCGGAGCUGGAGAGCUCGCAGAAGGAGUCGCGCUCGCUCAGCACGGAGCUCUUCAAGCUGAAGAACGCCUACGAGGAGUCGCUGGAGCACCUGGACACGCUGCGGAGGGAGAACAAGAACCUGCAGGAGGAGAUCUCGGACCUCACCGAGCAGUUGGGAGAGGGGGCCAAGAACGCCCACGAGGUGGAGAAGGUGCGGAAGCAGCUGGAGGCCGAGAAGAUGGAGCUGCAGGCUGCACUCGAAGAGGCGGAGGCUUCUCUGGAGCACGAAGAAGGCAAGAUCCUCCGGGCCCAGCUGGAGUUCAACCAGAUCAAGGCCGAGAUCGAGCGCAAGCUGGCCGAGAAGGACGAGGAGAUGGAGCAGGCCAAGCGCAACCAGCUGAGGAUGGUAGAGUCCCUUCAGGCUUCCCUGGACGCCGAGACCCGCAGCCGCAACGAGGCGCUGAGGGUCAAGAAGAAGAUGGAGGGCGACCUCAACGAGAUGGAGAUCCAGCUCAGCCAGGCUAAUCGGGUGGCAGCGGAGGCCCAAAAGCACCUCAAGAUCGCACAUAUGCACCUCAAGGACACCCAGAUCCAACUGGACGACGCUGUCCGAGCCAACGAGGACCUGAAGGAGAACAUCGCCAUCGUGGAACGCAGGAACAACCUGCUGCAGGCCGAGCUGGAGGAGCUGCGCAACCUGGUGGAGCAGACCGAGCGCGGCCGGAAACUGGCUGAGCAGGAGCUGAUCGAGGCCAGCGAGCGCGUCCAGCUCCUCCACUCCCAGAACACCAGCCUCAUCAACCAGAAGAAGAAGAUGGAGGCUGACAUCUCCCAGCUGCAGACGGAGGUGGAGGAGGCCGUGCAGGAGUGCAGGAACGCCGAGGAGAAGGCCAAGAAGGCCAUCACGGACGCGGCCAUGAUGGCGGAGGAGCUGAAGAAGGAGCAGGACACGAGCGCCCACCUGGAGCGGAUGAAGAAGAACAUGGAGCAGACGGUCAAGGACCUGCAGCUGCGGCUGGACGAGGCCGAGCAGCUGGCCCUGAAGGGCGGCAAGAAGCAGCUGCAGAAGCUGGAGGCCCGCGUGCGCGAGCUGGAGAACGAGCUCGAGGCGGAGCAGAAGCGCAGCGCCGAGGGCGUCAAGGGCAUGCGCAAGUGCGAGCGGCGCAUCAAGGAGCUCACCUACCAGACUGAGGAGGAUAAAAAGAACUUACUGAGGCUCCAAGAUCUGGUGGAUAAGCUGCAGCUGAAGGUCAAAGCCUACAAGAGACAGGCGGAAGAAGCUGAGGAGCAGGCCAACGCCAACCUGGCCAAGUUCCGGAAGGUCCAACAUGAGCUGGAUGAAGCCGAGGAGCGGGCGGACAUCGCCGAGUCCCAGGUCAACAAGCUGAAGGCCAAGAGCCGCGACGUGGGAGGAAAGAAACUUCAUGAUGAAGAGUGACAGGCUGUGG
This is a messenger RNA of Varanus komodoensis (Komodo dragon), 3395 nucleotides long. Its product is annotated as myosin-6-like. Gene Ontology annotation, cellular component: myosin complex. The coding region runs from base 38 to 3385 and encodes 1115 amino acids. The transcript has 20 exons. The record is from RefSeq and is a predicted model, not a curated record. Lineage: Eukaryota; Metazoa; Chordata; Lepidosauria; Squamata; Varanidae.